Eufriesea mexicana is the source of this 4110-nucleotide messenger RNA. RefSeq lists its product as uncharacterized. The transcript is spliced from 5 exons. Lineage: Eukaryota; Metazoa; Arthropoda; Insecta; Hymenoptera; Apidae. Bases 1 to 4110 code for a protein of 1369 amino acids. The record is from RefSeq and is a predicted model, not a curated record.
AUGUACCGUCCGAUUGUUACGUGUUCCUUGCUUUUUACCCUCAUCGCGACCACGUGCCCGAAAAGCAUCAAGAUUGGAACCGAUGAAGACGUCGAGAGCCUUGGCACCGACAGGACCGUCGCUGCUUCCUCCGAUCCCCCGUCCUUUCACGAUGAAUGCGAACCCGAGUCGAAAGCCAAUGCUAAAAGGAGUUUGCUAGUCCUGGUGCCAACGACCGCGGAGGAAGAGGAUGCAGAAGUGAAAAGUCAAAAAAUGAAACGAUGCAGGGCGUCGUUUCAGUCGGAGACAGUUGGCGCGCCAAAAGCCAUUGAAAAAGAUCAAACCACGUUGAACUCGAAGAAUGCAGGAACCCUUGGUAAUAGCGAAAGACAUGCUGAAUAUUUCGUCGGUCGAAAGCCGAACAUACAACUGGUUUCCUUAAAAAAGCCUGGGACAAAACACAAACUAGUUGCAAAAACCAUGGAAGAAGCAAAGAAUGCAACUUUCCUCGACGAAGAUCUAAUAAACUCGCUUCGAAGGCAAUUGGCAUCCCAUGAUCCUACCGUUGGCGCAGUUCAUGAAAACUUAACAAAGGCAAAUGUAUACGAGGAUGGUAAAUUCGUUUGCUAUUGUAGGGAAAAGAUGGAUUCCUCUUCUAAAGCAGACACGAGUGGAGAUAUGGUCUCGAAGCCGCAGCCAUCGGUGAAGAAAAAUAAGAUAAAGAAGAAACCUGAUAAUAAGCAGAUAUCAGUAGAUAACAAGCAACGUUCAAAGCCAGUCCACGGGAAGCAAAUUCACUAUGCGCCUAGGUAUAUCCCUAACAACGUGCAUCCUAUUUUCUCGCAAAAUGAGCAUGGAAGCAUACCAUACGUUCCAUACGUCUAUCACGUAGAUCCUCGAGCAUCGGAAAACACGGGUCACCAAGCGAUUCCGACAAAUAUUAAUUACCCAUUUAAUUCGGCUGCUAGGAAAACCGAUUCCAUCGUUGGGCAACGAAUGCCGAUUAGCCAACAACGCGAUUUAAAUAAAAAUCAACAAACUGUUGGGCAAGCUGCGAGUCCUCGAAAUAUAAUUGGCAAUAGUCUGUCGCAAUCUUCUGAAAAUACGAUUCCCGCAACAACUUUCAAAACAUCCGUGCAAGAAGAUACUUCAACUGGCAACGAAAGAGAUUCCAAUUUGCAAUCGGUGCAUUCCUCUGAUAAAAAUCACUUGCCAUCGUUGGAAGGUACCGAAACCCCCGCGGAAAUUUCUGACGGGCAAGCUGCUAAUCCAAACACGAAUGCCAGAUCAUCCACGGGCUUCGGAAACGAGUACGCGAACGAAUACGAAACAACGGGCAGCGGGACCGUGGAUUACUCCGAUAUCAAGGAAGUUACGACCGCAUAUUUCACGUCGAAAGCUUAUGACAACGAAACUGGACACGAUGAAUCAACCGGUUACAGUGAUUUCUUUAUAAGCAGCACGGGUUCUAUGAAUACUGAUUCGAAAGAGGAUCGCAAUUAUAACGUCAACAUGCAGAGUCGACAGAACGUUCCCACGGGAAGUCCAAUGCCAUCGGAACGUCCAAUGGAAAUUGGAACGAACAUGGAAGCAAAAGAGUUAGAAAAUGAAAGGGGUCCCGAUGAAAUGAAUAACGGCGAAGAGAGCGUUGUAUUGGGAAGAAAUAAUCCGAAUUGGAGUAAAGAGGAAUCAAUGAACGAGGACCAGGGUUCGAACCAGGACCUAGAAUCCAACGCGGAGAGUACGCAGGAAAACUUUGGCUCCAAGGAAUCUUCGACCAAAGAGGAAGCAACUACGUCGAUUUCCGAAGACUCUGUGUCUUCGGACGACGGUGAUAUAUCUGAAAAGUUCAAUAAUAAAGACACUCGAUCGAACGAGAAAUUUUCUGCAGAAGAUUAUACGACUAAAUUGCCGGAAACGGAGAAUAAUGCUGGUCCAUUAAGGAACGAUUACGGAAGAAAAAAUUUCGUAUCUGAUAAGGCGGAAGAAAAAAUGGACGGUGAUGAGAAUUUCAUAAAUAAGGACAAUGAGAGAGUCGGUGCAGAGCACGUAACGACGAUUCGGAACGAAAACGAGGACGGUUCUCCUUCCGUCGAGUCGACGCUGAAAUCAUCCAGAAUCGACGACGCUGAAGGGGUAAAGGACCCAUCGAACCAGGCGUUGCCUUUCUGCGACAACAGGCUGCUGCAGAAAUCGAUAAAAGCAGUAAUUAAUAACUUUGCCACUGGUGACUCCUCUGAAAUGGAUGGCAACGUGAACAAGGAAACAGUAGGUUCCACGAAGGGCGAAGAUUUACUACCGGAAAUUGUGCAAGUUCCGAACUUGAAGGGUAUUUUGUCCAUGCCGGCAAUAGAGAACACUGUCCUGGAUAAAGUAAAGGACCUCUUGUCGAGAGCGACCGGAAUGGAUAGAAAAAGCUUGGACAGCGAUUGGGCGUCCAACGUGAUAAGGGACAAUUUACGCAACACGAUAUCAGCUGCACCUAGUUCCAAGACGGAGCUUCCACCGAUGACUGUCGAAGAGCAUCAAUUCAAGAACGGCAAAUGGAUGACGAAUAUGGUCACUUUGGAACCUGUAGGCGAUGAAACACGUCUUCCCACGCAUUUACAACGAUUGCAUACCAACGUUAAAAAUCUUAUACGUGAUCCAGCCAUCAGUUUGCAAGCAGCUAAGAACCCUGCCGUUCAAAACAUGAUUAUCCAAAGUGUUCGAAAUACCUUCAAGUCGGAGAAUGCAACCAACGACGAGACUUUGGACGAUUCGGUUGUCCAGAGUAUUCUAAACAGGGAAUUGAGUAUCGCCGAAAUGGAAAACGAUGGAGUUACAACGGAGAUAGAUGUAAUCGAGUCUACCACUUUUGACGUAUCGAACAUUGAUAUGAACAAGUUUCUGGACAUCGCCAGAAGCGAAGCAGGCCUGAAUGAUAAGGAGGAAAGUAAAUUGUCCAGUUUAGAACCGACUGCGUACGAAAAGAACAAGAAAGACACAUCGCGCGAAGAAGAAACCAUUUCGUCUACCAUGGAACCUUCGGAUAAGGUUAUAGUCGGAGUAACGAUGAAUCCUGAACCCUCUAAGGAGACUACCGUUGAUUCCACUGCGGAGACAACUCAAGACAUCGUACAAUUUUCAGAGCAAAACGAAACGCCAAAUGACAUAAAAGAAUUUAAUACCCAAGAAUUGAAAACAACGACGUGGAACAUGGAAGAAUUCCCCGAAGUAUCAACGUAUAACUCGAUUCCCACUGAAACUUGGCCAAACGAUGCUGCUACCUCAGGAAUUCAAGGAAAAUCUUCAACUAUGGGGAAAGAAGAUUAUGCGCUUCCAGAGCAUAAUUCUGCAACAAUGAAUCCUAUAGAAACUGCUGAUGAUACCGAAAGUACAGAAAGAUUGGUGGGAUUAGAACACGAAAGCACAACUAGCCAGUUAUACACGGAUGAUACCACGCCAGACAUCGCCUAUUUGGGAAAAAUCACCAUGAAAAAUGAGAAUGACACGAGCGAUGUGCAAAGUCUUCAAAAUUCCGAGCUAUUUUACAUCGGUGACGGUGUAAAGCUGCCAUUAGAAAUAAGAAAACUAAACGAUGGUUCUUAUGCUUUAUCGAUUUCUAGGAAGGUCUGUGAACACCUAUUAAACAAGGAGUGCCCCUGUUGCGUGCCCGUGAAAGGUAAUGUUGUUCGUACCGUGAAAAGGAGUCGAGAAGAGAGAAAUGCCGAUGGGACAAUUGGAACGAAGAAGAAUAGAAGAAUUUCCAAACGCGAAUCGGCGAAAUCAAUUCUGCCGAACGAACGAAGGAAAUAUGAUUCAGCUGACGACAGCUUACAGAUUUUCUCGAUGCCCGUGGAAACUUUCGCGAGAAGAUACAAUCUGUCUCUGAACUUGGAGAAAGUGCAAACUCCGUGGAAUUUCGACGGGAAGGGAAAGAUUGAUGAGCGAUCGAGAGAUCGAGGGAAAAAUUUCGAGAAUAAGGAAGAAAACGCUGACACUGAUCUUUAUAAUUUAAUGCCCAAAGAACUUGAGAAAUAUCGGUAUGAACGUAACGUCAAUGAAAACACGAACAAACAAAUAGAAAUAAUAACAAAUGUAUUACACUGGCUAAGAGAUAUAAUUUUAAAUACAAGUACUACGAGAUAA